Messenger RNA from Staurois parvus, 357 nucleotides. Lineage: Eukaryota; Metazoa; Chordata; Amphibia; Anura; Ranidae. The record is from the annotation of a GenBank genome assembly.
UUCUCUCGUUCCGAACUACGGAAAGAGCCGAAAAUGUUGGCUCGGUCAUGUGAUCAGCUGUGUCCAAUAACAGCUGAUCACUGAUUAUCAUGGCACUGACGAGCAGUGUGCCCUGAUGAUCAGUGUGGCCCCAGAAGUGCCACCUGUCAGUGUCCAUCAGUGCCAGCUGUCAGUGCUGAACAGUGCCACAUGCCAGUGCCCAUCAGUGCCACAUCAAUGCCACAUAUCAGUGCCUACCAAUGCACAUAAAUGCCACAUAGUGCCCAUCUGAGCUGCCUUUCAGUGUCACCCAUCAGUGCCAGUCAGUGCCACCUAUCAAUGUCAAUCAGUGCCACCUAACAGUGUCACCUAUCAGUG